Monascus purpureus is the source of this 1003-nucleotide messenger RNA. The record is from the annotation of a GenBank genome assembly. Lineage: Eukaryota; Fungi; Ascomycota; Eurotiomycetes; Eurotiales; Aspergillaceae.
AUUACUUUCUACUUUUUUCUAAGAUGGCCAUUGCUUGUUCUAACAUGGCUUCUAUCUUAAAGUCAAAACCAGAUCCCCGGAGCUGGACGCUCCUAUUCAAAAAGCACAAGACUACGGUCCUUUUAAUGCUCCAGCCCCAUGAAACGAUCACAACCGCAAAGGAAGCGCUCUUAAAGGCCCUUCAGGUGCGCGGAAUAAAAGAAAUAAAUGGCGAUACAGUCCCCGACAGUCCCUCCGAAAUUGAAUUCGGAGUUGCAGUGGACAGAAACGAUCUAGACAAGGGCUGGACGAGACUUGAAGUGGAGGCGCCCACAUUCGGGAAAGAAGAGUCUUCAUCCGCAAAUAAAGGAGCAGCAGCGAAGAAGAACAAUAGCAGCUCUUUCGUGAGCUUACAAGCAGCAGAUAUCAGGAACGGACAGUCUAUCGUCUUCAGGUUCCGCAAACGUCGUGAAGAGACGGAGGGCGGUGAUCAAGAUCAGAACCAGGACCAGCCUGAUCUCGACAAUAUUGGCCUUGAAUUUGAGGAUCCCGGUUGGGAUGUCGUUGUUCCCAGACUUGACGAUGAGGAGGAGGCGAGUUGAAAUUAUCCGCACGGGCGGUCGCCGUACAUUUUCAUCAUCCGAUUCUUCUGUCUGUUGAGGCGCUGGGCUGCCUUGCUGGGAGGCGUUUUCACCAUGGCCAAUAAUACCACGUACAUGUUGUCCGGCGUCGCAUUACGGCUAUGCUUCUACCUACCUGGAAUGGAACGAGGAGAAUUUGCAUGUUGCAUGACUCUUAUGAGCUCACGAGAGAAGAGAAGCGAAAGUGCAUAUUAGAUAUAGAUUAAUCUCCUACAGGGCAUAAUGCAAGCACACUUGCUGCCAGGAAGGAAUUAUACAUGCAGACGAUUCAAGAAUGUAUCUCACAUCGUUCCCUCGUCGCUUCGGGCAAGUGGUUAGUGAGGCGAUCUUAGUAGCCCAAUCCAUCGCACCUUGCAGGUAUACAUAGUUUCUCUUUAAUCCGC